This is a messenger RNA of Cydia strobilella, 420 nucleotides long. RefSeq lists its product as uncharacterized. Lineage: Eukaryota; Metazoa; Arthropoda; Insecta; Lepidoptera; Tortricidae. The coding region runs from base 1 to 420 and encodes 139 amino acids. The transcript has 4 exons. The record is from RefSeq and is a predicted model, not a curated record.
AUGCGGUUAAGGCCGAAUGCCUGUCCAACAUUGUUUACCCUCGAAGAAAUCACCACUGGAACGCCUGCUCACUCAUCUGCUGAAGGAGGAUCCAUGGAACUUGAAAGCAUGGGAACUUCUGACCACUCUUAUGCCAGAAAACGCCAUUAUGACCACACCUAUGCUAUGAAUGCACCAAUGAAUGUAUCAAAUGAUGCUGCUGCUGUACUCGUACCGUCACACAUAACAACUGUAGUUGAUACAGCAGAUGGUUCACUGGAAUCCAUGCCACCUAUUGCGGGACCGUCGACUGAGGCAUCUCAUCGAAAUUCAGAGCCCGUCUCCUCUGCAGAUCAACCUUGCAUUGCGGUUGUGGAGCCAUCAUUUGAGCAAACUCCACCGCAAACAGGUAACAAGAACAUAAAUGUACAUCAGAUCUAA